This is a messenger RNA of Cylas formicarius (sweet potato weevil), 1263 nucleotides long. It is a transcript of the gene dpp, whose product is annotated as bone morphogenetic protein 2-A. The record is from RefSeq and is a predicted model, not a curated record. Gene Ontology annotation, cellular component: extracellular region. Gene Ontology annotation, molecular function: cytokine activity; growth factor activity. The transcript has 4 exons. The coding region runs from base 57 to 1229 and encodes 390 amino acids. Lineage: Eukaryota; Metazoa; Arthropoda; Insecta; Coleoptera; Brentidae. Gene Ontology annotation, biological process: BMP signaling pathway; SMAD protein signal transduction.
UCGACAUUUUUGCCAGGUUUCUAUUCUGUCUAAUCGUCAACGCAAGUACCUCGACCAUGUUGCCUAGUUUCGCGAUCUUCUGUGCAUUACUGCUCCACCAGGUCACCCUUGCAAUUGGUUCGAACGUUUCCGGUACCUCGUACUUCUUCAAAACGAACGGUAACAACGAAUUCCGGGUGUACAACAGGAUUCACUACCUCAAUCACAACAUCACGGAUAUGCGAUACAACCCACAUCCAGCCAACGUUAAAAUGAUCAAAGCCCAACCCGCCUUCAGGGAACCCAAGAAGACCCUGUAUCUCGACAACGAAUGGGACUACGAUCACAAAAAGACGAACUUGUCCGACCUGCCGCAUUUUGUCCCGAAAUUCUACGAACAGCACCUUUCGGAAGCGAACCAAACGAGAACCAUCAGGAUCCUUUUCAAUGAGAACCGUAACGCGACGAGUCCAGUCGUCAAGUUCAAUUUGGCCAGUCUCGUAGUUGGGGAAAACGUCUCAGAUGCUGACUUGUACUUUUACUGGCCUUUGGAGAACACGUCGAGUGUUUUUAAGACUUCGGUCGUUCUGAAAUUGUACCAAAUUGAACACCAGCUGAGUAACGACCUUAACGAGACCGCCGUGUGGGACAAUCCUGACCUCCACAAGCUUUUCAACAUCAUCUACGUGUCCAAGGCGCACAAAGGCUGGCAGACGUUCAAAAUCAAGAAACCCAUCGAUAACUGGCUCAAUGGGGAGGUUAACCUUGGUCUUCUACUGACGAUAUCGAGCUACGACGACAACCAGCUCGUUUCAGUUUUCAACGACACGAACGCGGGCAUCUUCAGGACAUUCGCGGUGGUAAAAAUGACGCCGGAAAAUGUUUCAGGCGAAGGCGACGCUCCUGACGGCAAAAAGUCACGACUGUCUGGACUGAACGACCGACAGCCCUCUGCGGACGGCGGCACGUGCACCAGACGAGACUGGUACGUCGAUUUCGAUCAACUGCGAUGGAACGACUUCAUCAUCCGACCGCUAAAAGGUUUCAACGCAUACGAGUGCGUCGGCAAAUGCGACCUGGAUGAUCCCCACGCGUCAAACCACGUCAGGUUGCGCGCGACGUCGCGCAGCAAGAGUUGCUGCGCGGUUGCCGCGCUAUCGGCGGUGCCGAUCAUGUUUUACGACCGACACGGCAACGUCGCGAUGAAAAACUACGCCGGCGCCGUCGCCGAAGAGUGCUCCUGUAGAUAAUCGCCGUCGUUAAUAAAGCUUAUAUUCAAAUGUU